Lingula anatina is the source of this 2043-nucleotide messenger RNA. RefSeq lists its product as uncharacterized. The record is from RefSeq and is a predicted model, not a curated record. Lineage: Eukaryota; Metazoa; Brachiopoda; Lingulata; Lingulida; Lingulidae.
GAGCAGCUGACAUUGCUUCAAAACCACCUGGCAGAAAGAUACAACCGUGAGAUGAGCUGUGUGCCGCGGAUCCCCUGGGAUGAUACCGACACCAUGAACAUUGACGACGUGUUUGUCGAUCUGUCUCUCAUCCAAGAACAAAAGAAAGGUGGUGACCUCAAGAAGGUUCCUCUUAGGUCUUACCAGGAUAUCUUCAAGCCACACAUCAGAAAGAAAAGAAUCAUUAUCAGAGGUAAAGCUGGCUGUGGCAAAUCAACAGUUGCUGCAAAAAUGGCAGUCGAUUGGGCAAGAUCUAAGGUGCAAAGUGGCGCUAGUGGUUCAAGUGGCGAGAAUUCGGGAACAAAAGAUAACUCUUAUCUUGAAGAUGUGUCACUUCUGUUUCUAAUCAGGUUAAGGUUUCUUGACAAAGACCAAACCCUGCUUGAAUCAAUCAAAGAUCAGCUGAUAGACCCUUCUCUUGAAAUAUCAGAUGAAGCUUUGUUUAAGUACAUUCAUUCUAAUGCUGAAAGAAUCAUCAUAAUUUUAGAUGGCUAUGAUGAAUAUAAUCAUGCCAACCCACAGAAUAACAUAUCCAAACUGAUAAAAGGGGAGGUACUUGCUAGUGUAACAGUAAUUGUCACCUCACGCCCAUGGAAAGCACACGAGUUGUCCAAACAUAGGCCCAGUGACAUGCAUGUUGAAAUCAACGACAUGUCCGCGGAUGAAAUUGUCAAAUUUAUCCAAAACCAUUUCACAGGUAGAGAUCCAGGUUAUCACGAGUCAGUUGUGCAGUAUGUGAAGAAAUUUCAUCUAUCCAUAUCACCCACCCCGUUACUGUUACUCUUUAUAUGCAUUUUAUGGGAUGAAGAAACUGCAGAACAAAUGCCCAACUCCCUCACAGUUCUUUAUCAAGAACUUGUAACUCUAAUUUCGGACAGAUAUGUAGCCCGUCAAGAAAAUCCAGAAACGGCAAAAUGUUAUCUAUCAGAAAAGACAAAUAUUAUCGGUAAAAUUGCUUUUGAUGGCCUUCUUUUCGGUAACCUUGUAUUUGAUGAAACUAAUUCAAGCAUUAAGGAUUUGGGGGAACAGAUUUUCCACACAGGUAUCAUGUCUCGUUUAAAACUUAGUAGCAUAAGGACAAAGGCCCACAAAUCAAGCUUUUCGUUUAUUCAUAAGACCAUUCAGGAAUAUUUUGCUGCCAAGCACUUAGUUGAAAGUUGUAAGGAUAGGUCUCACUCAGAGCCAAUUGAGACAUUUUUAGGCCAUAUUAACUCUUUAGAGCGGUUCCAAGAUAUGGCAAAUGUCAUACAAUUUGUAUGUGGCCUGUCCUCAGAGGUAGCAGCAGUGAUCUUUUCUCAUUUGCACAGCGUAACAGACAAAGAUGCAGAUUUUAAGACUGCAUAUUUUGUAGAAAAGUGGAAUAUAGAUUCAGACUGUAACCCUUUGUUUAUACGCCUUAUAACUGAAAUGUUGACAAACAAUCAUGUUGUAACCCAUCAACACAUGCAAUGGCUGAAUCAUCUCUUUGAUUUUCACAUACGUGGUAUUUAUCCCCAGGCAGCAGAUAAAAUAUUGCAAUAUGCUCAUCAGAUCACUCAUUUUGCCAUGACGUCCACAUUAGAUGCCAGAAUUCACAAAUUACACCACCAUACUAUCUUUCCCUCCUUGAAGAAAUUGUUAUUGUCAGACACUCAAUAUUACAAAGAUGGUUGUUUAGAAAACAAAUGUGCACAUCCAAACUCGAGGAUCUUGUCAGGAAGUUCCAUGAGAAGUUUGAUAUAUCUAGAAGUGCAUCGAAGCAACUUGGAAUUGUUUCUGUCACUUGAGCCUCCAUUCCCAUGUCUGGAGACGUUGCUUGUCAGGUUCUGCCCUCCUCCCCUCCAACACCUGGUAGAUAUGUUCCAACUGGUGUCUACAAAGAGCAUGGUCAACCUUCUUACACUGGAUCUGUCAGACACAGUCUUGGCUGAAUGCGAAACAUGUAUGAAAUUUAAUAAGGAGUCCCAGUCUGUAAGAAUUACUUGCUUAGAAUAUGGGACGGACCCAUUCACAGUACAAAUAUAA